AUGAGCAGUGAUGAGCUGUUUCGGAGACAGGAAGAGCUGGAACGAAAAGCGCAGGAAUUGCGACGUCGUGAGCAGGAACUGGAACGACAGCAACGAGCCGGUGCAAAUGCUGGUGCGGGAAGUGCACGGCCCCACAAUUGGCCACCAAUCCCAUCAUUUAUACCGCUACAACCAUGCUUUUAUCAGGAUAUCGAAGUGGAAAUCCCGGUACAGUUCCAGCGUACGGUCACACUGGUCUAUUAUGUUUUCUUAACAUAUGUGCUCGCUUUAACAAUCAACGUUGUUGCGUCGCUUUUUUAUGUUUUGUUUGGUGGUGGUCCGAUCGGCAUUUUGAUCCUUGCUAUUAUCCAGAUUGUGCUAUUCUCCUCCUGCUCCUUCCUUUUCUGGUUUCGCCCCGUAUACAAAGCAUUCAGGAAUGACAGUUCAUUUAAUUUCAUGGUAUUCUUCUUCGUUCUCUUCUUUCAUUCGAUAUUCACACUGGUCCAAGCGCUUGGCUUAUCGCAGUAUGCAUGUGGCUGGAUUAAUGCUGUUAAUACAUUCCAGUAA
This is a messenger RNA of Gongylonema pulchrum, 546 nucleotides long. Lineage: Eukaryota; Metazoa; Nematoda; Chromadorea; Rhabditida; Gongylonematidae. The record is from the annotation of a GenBank genome assembly.